AUGCGCUGGACCAACUUGCACCUUUAUUCUUGUCUUUCGCUUGGCUUGCUAUGCGAAGCACAUCCGUACAAUCUGCUUUCACGCCAGUUCGCUCCCUAUGUGACGGCGAUAGCCUCUUUGCUUGGCGGCGAUGGAUUUAUUCCCGCAACGUACGGCACUAUCCAAGGACUCCUCGGUCGUGACCAAGAAUUCGAUUUCGUGGUCGUGGGUGGCGGCACUGGCGGCAACGCCGUCGGAUAUCGCUUAGCAGAAGCCGGCUUCAGCGUCGCAAUUAUCGAAGCCGGAACCUUUUUCGAAUUCUCCAAGCCAGGGUUCUCCACCAUCCCGGGCCUUGAUGUCCUGUUCGUUGGUUCGGACACUUCCGAGGCUCUGUCCCCGGCCGACUGGAAGUUCCAGACGACGCCCCAGCAAGGCGCCAACAACCGCAAGUUUCAUGUGGCUCAAGGGAAAUGCGUUGGUGGCUCAUCCGCUUGGAACUUUAUGAUUCACCACAGAGGCCCCAAGGGCAUGUAUGACCAAUGGGCCGACGCCGUGGGAGACGACAGCUACAAGCUCAGCAGUUUCGAAGCUUAUUACAAGAAAUCCGUGACGUUUACCCCCGGGAGCGCCUCUCAACGCCCUGCCGGCACCUGGUCCCAAUCUGCCGCAUCCGACUUUGCUGCUCCAGGACAAGGCGGUCCCGUUCAAGUCGGCUUCACCAACUUCGUAUCCGACUGGUCGAAAUCGCUGCAGAAAGGCCUACAAGCUGUCGGGCUAAAACAAACCGAUGGAUAUGACCGCGGUGCAUUGCUGGGAUACCACUACACUGAAACGACCACGCGACAGUCUGACGGAACCCGCAGCUCAUCUGCUGAAUACAUCUACGCUGCAAACAAGAAGAAAUUGAGUAAUCUCAAAGUGUUCACGAACACGCAAGCGUCAAAGAUCAACUUUGAUAGCAACAAGAAGGCAACAAGUGUCAAGGUGCUCUCAGCAGUCGGUUCCGAGUAUACCAUCAAGGCGAAGAGAGAGAUUGUUGUCAGCUCCGGAGCUUACAGCUCACCGCAACUUCUUAUGCUUUCAGGUAUCGGGCCCACAGAUACCCUCAACCAGUUUGGAAUCCCCAUUGUUGCGCCGUUGCCUGGUGUUGGCCAGAACAUGUGGGAUCACAUCUUCUUUGGGCCAUCUCAUGCUGUCAAGUUCAAGACCAUCAACUCUAUUUUGCGAAACCCUAUCGAUCUGGUAGCGGCGGUCGGCAAGUAUCUGUUGAGCCAUUCCGGUAUCCUGAGCUCCAACGGCAUUGAGAUGGUCGGGUGGGAGAAGCUGCCCGAGCAGCUGCGAACUGGAUUCUCCGACAAUACCAAGCAGAAACUCGGUUGGUAUUCCGACGACUGGCCCGAGGUUGAAUAUCUCGGCGGUAAUGGCAACAUCGGAACGUUCGGGUCCUUGCUCGCACAGCCAUCCGACUCGCGCCAAUACGCCACGCUUCUGGGCGCCCUCGUCGCACCGUUGUCGAGGGGCAACAUCACCAUUUCAUCCACGUCUGUCCGUGAUCAGCCUGUCAUCAACCCCAACUGGUUGACCGACAAGGGCGAUCAAGAGGUUGCGGUGGCUCUCAUGAAGCGCAUGCGACAAGUGUGGGCCACAGCAGACUUGCAAUCCAUCUCGGACGGCCCCGAGUAUUAUCCAGGCGACAAAGUCAAGACGGACGAGGAGCUUCUGGAUAAUAUCCGCGAUUCGCUGAUGACUGUAUGGCACCCGUCUUGCACAUGCAAGAUGGGCAAGAAGGACGAUUCCAUGGCCGUCAUUGACAACUUGGCACGUGUAUAUGGCGUUCAGGGCCUGCGCGUUGUCGAUGCGAGCGCCUUCCCCAUCCUGCCCCCAGGACAUCCCAUGGCAACCAUUUACGCGUUGGCAGAAAAGAUUGCCGAGGACAUCAUCCGGACCGCCAAGCAGUGA
Molecule: messenger RNA, 1938 nt
Organism: Cordyceps militaris CM01
Lineage: Eukaryota; Fungi; Ascomycota; Sordariomycetes; Hypocreales; Cordycipitaceae
Product: choline dehydrogenase
Exons: 2
Coding region: 1-1938 (645 amino acids)
Biological process (GO): secondary metabolite biosynthetic process
Molecular function (GO): flavin adenine dinucleotide binding; oxidoreductase activity, acting on CH-OH group of donors
Source: RefSeq, a predicted model, not a curated record